Glossina fuscipes is the source of this 3048-nucleotide messenger RNA. RefSeq names its product optomotor-blind protein (gene bi). The coding region runs from base 10 to 1587 and encodes 525 amino acids. The record is from RefSeq and is a predicted model, not a curated record. NCBI's taxonomy places the organism in Eukaryota, Metazoa, Arthropoda, Insecta, Diptera, Glossinidae. Gene Ontology annotation, biological process: positive regulation of DNA-templated transcription; cell fate specification; regulation of transcription by RNA polymerase II. Gene Ontology annotation, molecular function: RNA polymerase II cis-regulatory region sequence-specific DNA binding; DNA-binding transcription factor activity, RNA polymerase II-specific. The transcript is spliced from 6 exons. Gene Ontology annotation, cellular component: nucleus.
UUUCCUCAAAUGAAAUUUCGCGUGUCGGGACUAGACGCAAAGGCAAAAUAUAUUCUGCUAUUAGAUAUUGUAGCUGCUGAUGACUAUCGCUAUAAAUUUCACAAUAGUCGAUGGAUGAUUGCUGGUAAAGCAGAUCCCGAAAUGCCCAAGCGAAUGUACAUUCAUCCCGAUUCGCCAACAACUGGUGAGCAAUGGAUGCAAAAAGUCGUCUCAUUUCACAAACUUAAACUGACAAACAAUAUCAGUGAUAAACAUGGAUUUGUAAGUACUACGAUACUCAAUUCUAUGCAUAAAUAUCAACCACGUUUUCAUUUGGUGCGCGCAAAUGAUAUUCUAAAACUACCGUAUUCUACAUUUAGAACGUACGUCUUCAAAGAGACGGAAUUUAUAGCUGUGACUGCAUAUCAAAAUGAAAAGAUAACUCAGUUAAAAAUCGACAACAAUCCUUUUGCAAAGGGAUUUCGAGACACAGGUGCUGGCAAACGUGAAAAAAAGCAAGCUUUAAUGUCCAAUCGCGGGUCCGAUUCGGAUAAACUUAAUCCCACUCAUGUCAGUAGCACACGAGCCCCUCUGCAUUUAGGACACACAGGCCGGCCGCCGCACCACUUACACCCACAUGCAGUUUUGCACGACAAUCAACAAGAUGAGGAAGACAAAUUAUUAGAUGUAGUAGGACCUCCUCAAAGCCCAUUACUGCCUUUAAGUCAUUCGUUACAACAGAUGCACGCCCACCAACAUUCGACCCUUGCAGCUUGGUUCAACCACUUGGCCAGUGCGGGCGAUCAUAACACUGAGGAUGCUCUUCGACGGCGGCUACAAUCAGAUGAAGUUGAACGCGACGGCAGUGAUUCAAGUUGUUCUGAAAGUAUAGGUGGUAGUACAGGUGGAGCAUUUAGACCAACAUCAUCGGGUAGUCCAAAGGAGGGAACGACUGGACUAAAUAGUGCAGCUUCAUAUCCUGCACCAAAUAUAUCAGUUGGCCCGCCUAUACAUCCAUCACCGCAUUUAUUGCCUUAUCUCUAUCCCCACGCUCUUUACCCGCCCCCCCAUUUAGGAUUGCUCCACAAUCCAGCAACAGCUAUGAAUCCUACCGGGCUCAAUCCCGGCCUACUUUUUAAUGCUCAACUUGCCUUGGCUGCUCAGCACCCUGCCUUAUUUGGUCACUACUCAGGACAUGCACCAGCGUCUCCAUUACAAAAUCUUAAGGGUCAUCGAUUUUCACCAUAUAGUUUACCCGGCAGUUUAGGAUCCGCGUUUGAUGCUGUAACACCAGGGUCGAAUUCAAACCGUACUGGAACCAACUCGUCAGAUUGCCCCAACAUAAGCGGAACCGUAAGUGCUGAAAAUGGACCCCGUAGCCUUAGCUCUAGCCCUCGACCUCGUGCCUCAUCUCACUCGCCUCCUACUCGGCCAAUUUCAAUGUCACCAACUACACCACCGUCUCUGCUAAAGCGAACUAAUUCACCAACGGAAUUGAAAAGCAUAGAAAAUAUGGUGAACGGUCUCGAGGUGCAACAUAACGGUAGCUCCAUUGGAUCUGUCGAUGAAUUGCAGCGAAAAUCUCCUGGAAUGCAUAUAGAUCAGUGACACUUAUACGAUCGAGAUGAUAACGAUCGUUCAUCUAUUAUUGAUCUCGAUGAUGUGUGACCAUUUCAUUGUCGACUCGAAUUUGCUCGCCUGAAUCCAAUUUCAAAUGCAAUUGUCAAUCAGCGUUAUGAAUUUUGAAAUAUUUAAUUUCACACUGUAUGCUUCUUAUACUGAUGGCGAUGCUGAUUUAUUUCUUGGGGCAAAAUUUUGCAACGCUUUUCAUUUGUUAAAUUUUGAAGCCAAAGAUACUGUUAAUGUAGGUUUCUUUUUUCACUCAGAAAAGAAUAUUAUGUAUACCUAUAUAUUUGUAAGUUGUAAGAGGUAACCACAAAUGUAAUCGUCGAUUCCUAUUAUCCACACUUUGUGCAAUUUUAGCCAACGAACGUUCGAUCGCUCCGUUUUUGUUUCUUACGAUUGCAUCAGGUAUACAUUUAAGAAGGAGGUAGUGUAUUUUAUACCGUCUCUUAUCAUUCCCGAUAAAAAAUGCAUGUGUUUUCUACAUCUACCUUUGUUCUAAAACAUAUGCGUUGUGAAUACAAUUGUAAGGUGUUAGAAGAAGAUGCAAUGAAGUUGGUGCGGUAAAAAAGUUAUAGAGUGCGAUUUGAAGAAAUAAAUUUAUAGAAUAUUAUAAAUAUUCAUUUCAUUUUAUCGUCGUAAACGUCGGCAGAAUAUUUUUUGGUUACCUAAAGCAUAAGAAUUUAGUGUUAGUUAAUACCGUUUUUUGUAUUCAAAAUCUAAAUCCCCUAGUUCCUUCAGCUAGUUGUCAAUUGAAAUUGGACUCCCAAAGCGUAUAUCGGGCGGCCUAAUAGAUCGCCCAAUAUAGCACUUUAAUUGCGCUGCACAAUUUUAAUUUUAAGGUGUGAUCUAUUGGACGAAACUUUAUAAAUUAUUUGCUAUCCUAAGCCUGACAUACAUUCCUUUCCCAAAAAAUUUUUGACACUAUAGUCCAAUAAUCGAUUGCACUUGUUCAUUUUUAAGCAACUUUAAUGAAGAAAAUAUGUACGCCGUUCGUAUUAGCAUAAAUGAAUUAAAAAAAUAAAACAUGGCAAAGCAAUAUUAAUUGUGAUUAAGAUCUUUUCAAACUUAUGUGUAAUUUGAAUAUGUAUAAGUACCCGUAUGUAUUUAAAUUAAUAUAAAGCGUUUGUUAAACAUGAAUAUACAAACAUAUGCCAGUAUAUGCAUUAUAUUAUUAUAUAUGCAUUACCUACAUUUAAUUGUGUACAUACGUACAAGUGAAAAUAAUAAACAAACUGGAGAUAUAAGAUCUAUUGCCAGACUAAUUUUUUAGUCGCUUCUGUAAUUUAUGAACAUCGUUUCAAAAUUGAACAUCUCUUUCAGUCAAUUUUUAAAGAAAGUUCUAAGCGAAUAUAUGACAUCGUGCAAACCAAUGCAACUAAUAGAAAUUUGUAAUUAUAAUUAGAUUUAAUUGUAAAUAUACAAAAUUUUAAAUAACGAUCGCAA